Molecule: messenger RNA, 438 nt
Organism: Aureococcus anophagefferens
Lineage: Eukaryota; Pelagophyceae; Pelagomonadales; Pelagomonadaceae
Product: expressed protein
Exons: 2
Source: RefSeq, a predicted model, not a curated record
AUGCUCGUCGUCCGCUGCGCCGCCGGGAGCAGGUGCGCCGAGGGGAUGGGCGGCUGGAAGCGCAUGGACAGGUCCACCAUCGCGGCGGUGUCCAGCGCCGUCGACGGCGCCUACCUCACGGACCGGAGCGCGUCGCUCGCGAAGUCGAUCAAGGACGUCGAGGGCGAGCUGCUCCAGGGCCAGGGCGCGCGCGGGCGGUCGGACGCGUCGCUGCGCGCGCGGUCGCGCGUCGCCGAGCUUCGCCGCGCGCUCGGCGCGACGCUCGGUCCGCUGCUCGCGGAGGCCGAGAGCGCCGGCCUCGGCAACCAGCUCGACGGCGUGCGCGCCGAGCUCGGCAGGUCCGAGGCGUCCGUCGCGUUCCUCGAGCGCGUCGUCGCCGCCGACGAGGCGGCGGCGUCCGCGGGCGAGCUCGCGAGGCGCGGCGACGUCGUCGGCUGU